Saccostrea cuccullata (small rock oyster) is the source of this 6411-nucleotide messenger RNA. RefSeq lists its product as uncharacterized. Lineage: Eukaryota; Metazoa; Mollusca; Bivalvia; Ostreida; Ostreidae. Bases 1 to 6411 code for a protein of 2136 amino acids. Gene Ontology annotation, molecular function: DNA helicase activity; ATP hydrolysis activity. The record is from RefSeq and is a predicted model, not a curated record. The transcript has a single exon. Gene Ontology annotation, biological process: telomere maintenance; DNA repair.
AUGCCAAGAAAGAAAAAAUCUACAGACGAAAAAAUAAAAGAGAGAAGACAGCGUGCAAGGAAGAGAAAAAAUGAUUCAAAUGAUACUUCAAAACCAUCUACCAGUAAACAGGUGCAAUCAGCAGAUUAUGUGAAAACUUCCUAUUCAGUACCUACUGCCAAUUUUAUAACAGAACACAAAAAGGAAACUGAGGUGCAAUAUUCUUUUAUUGAAAGAGAAAUUAUAAAACAGAGACAUUGGAAACUUCAGAUGGUGAAAAAUAACCAAGAUAUAGAUACGGUAUCGUCAAUGGAAGAAGUCAAAAGGAAGUUGACCAAUAUUAAUGAUGAUUCUCAGUUAGAUAGUGACAUUCCAACCAGUAGAGUAAAGAAGACUAUAUCUUAUAAUCCUAGUAGUGUGCGAGUAGCCAAUUGGAGAAAAACUCUCCCAGAAGCUAAACAGUUGGAAGUUAAACAAAUAGACAAAAAAAGAAAACAGGAGAAAAGAAAAACUCUUGAUGAAGAGACUAGAGUUGAAAUUAAACAGAAAGACAAAAAACAAAAGGAAGAGAAGCGAAAAACACUUGAUGAAGGGGCCAAAACUGAAAUUAAACAGAAAGACACAAAACAGAGGCAGGAGAGAAGAAAAACACUGGAUGAACAGGCCAAAAACAAAAUUCAACAGAAAGAAACAAAACAGAGGCAAGAAAAAAGAAAAAAACUGAAUGAAGAGGCCAAAACUGAAAUUAAAGAGAAAGACACAAAACAGAGGCAAGACAAAAGAAGAAAACUGAAUGAAGAGGCCAAAAUUGAAAUUAAACAGAAAGACAGAAAACAGAGGCAAGAAAAAAGAAAAAAUCUGAAUGAAGAGGCCAAAACUGAAAUUAUACAGAAAGAAACAAAACAGAGGCAAGAAAAAAGAAAAAAACUGAGUGAAGAGGCCAAAACUGAAAUUAAACAGAAAGACACAAAACAGAGGCAAGAGAAAAGAAAAAAACUGAAUGAAAAGGCCAAAACUGAAAUUAAACAGAAAGACACAAAACAGAAAAUAGAAAAACGAAAAACUCUUGAUGAAUUAACCAAAUCUAACACUCGAGAAAAAAACAGAAACCAAAUGAAGGAACAGAGAGCAGCGAAAACAACAGAAACUGAAAAUGCAAUACAAACUUUUCUGCAGAUGAUUAAACAAGGACCAUCAUAUAUCUGUUCUGUUUGCCAUAGGCUAAUGUACAGAGAAUGUGUUGUAUUGUAUAAUGAAAAUGUCUUGACUAUGUGUGACAAAGAAUUGUUAGAAAUAUGCAAUACACAAAAGAAAAGCAUUGAUGGGGAACAGUAUAUUUGCACCACAUGCACAUGGAAUUUGAAACGUAAUAUGAUGCCUGUGCAAGCUAUAGCAAAUUCAUUAAUUCUAGAUGAUAUACCAGAGCAGUUGAGAGAUUUGUCAACAUUAGAAUCAACUUUAAUAAGCAAACGGAUUCCUUUUAUGAAAAUCCUUGCUUUGCCCCGUGGUAAACAGAAGGCAGUACAUGGAUGCGUUGUAAAUGUGCCAGUAAAUCCAGAGGAGACCUGUUCCAUGUUACCUCGUCUUCCAUCAUCUUCAUCGUGUAUAACAGUGAAAUUGAAACGCAAAAUAGAGUACAGAGGUCAUGUUAUUGUUCAGUCAAUAAGACCUUGGAAAAUUAUGGAUUCUUUACAUCAUCUUAAGAAUGUACAACAAAAUCCUCAUUAUCAGGACAUCAUAAUCAAUGAUAACUGGCAAGAGGACAGCAGUGAAGAUAAUCCACAACUCUGGGAGGCUUUGACAAGCAAUGGUACAUCAAACAGUGGCACUAUACAUGUUUUACCAAGUUCAUCCAGUGAGACAGAUCAACCGUCAGAACAAGGACAGGAAUCAGACAAUGAAGGAAGUGACAAUGAAAUAGAAGAUCGAUCAGAAGUGACUGGUUUGCCUUUUGAUUCUUGUUUGCAACCAAGAGACAUUAGUGCAGACAAAGACUUUUUAUUGAAUUUAGCACCAGGAGAAGGUAAAAAGCCAAUAGGGCUGUUUGCAGAUAAACAUAGUGAAGAAAUGGCCUUUCCUACAUUAUUUCCUACAGGAAAAUUUGGAUUUGACUGUCAGCGCAGGAGACCAAUUUCAUUAGUAAAAUACUUCAAUCAGAGAAUUCUCAAUUGUGACAACCGCUUUGCAGCCUCCACAGAGUAUUUGUUUUAUGCACAGUAUAGAAGUGAAGCCAAAAAGGUUGCUGACUGUCUAAGUAUUGCCAUGAGAAAAUGUAAAGGACAACAUCAGUUGGAGAAAAUAACAGCAGGCCAGAUAAAGAAUGCUGAAGAAAUGAGGCGUCUAGCCCGCUCUGACCUUAGCUAUCAUUUCCUACAAAAUGUUCGUGGAUCACCAGCCUUCUUUAACAAAUUACUGUAUGACCUUUUAGGAAUGAUACGACAAUUGGGAAGCUGUACAUGGUUCCUGACAUUGUCCUCUGCUGACAUGAAGUGGAAAGAUACAAUUCAAGUGAUAGCUGCACAACAUAAUCAGAAACUGUCGGAUGAACAAGUAGAAAACAUGACUUGGGAACAAAAAAGCACUUGGUUACGGACUAAUCCUGUUACAGCUGCAAGGCAUUUCGAUCAUAGACUUCAGCUCUUCAUGUCAACACUAGUUCUUGGAAAGUCAAAACCCAUCGGAGAAAUACAAGAUUACAAAUACAGGAUAGAAUUCCAGCAAAGGGGAUCACCCCACUGCCAUAUGCUACUAUGGGUUAAAAAUGCACCUUCAAUAUCACAAAACUCUCCUGAACAUGUAGCUGCCUUCAUUGAUCAAUAUGUUGCAUGUACAAUUCCACAACAAGAUGAUCAUCUUGCAUCUCUGAUUCAAACGGUGCAACGCCAUAUUCACUCUUUCACAUGCAAAACCCAUGGAACAAAAUGCAGAUUCAGUUUUCCAAAGCCACCUGUUUGUAAAACUACAGUUGUGCAUCCACCAACGGAUAUACCAGACAAACGAACACAAACAAUCUACACAGAGUUGUUGACAGCAGUUAUGGGUCAAGUGGAAGAUGUGCAACAUACCGGUAAUCCAGGUGUUACAUUAGAAGCUUUGUUGGAAGAACUUGAAAUUCCUGAAGCUUUGUAUAUGAAGGCAUUAACUUGGAUUAAAACAAAGCAAGGCCAGCCUGCUAUAUUGUACAAACGUAAUCCAUCUGACUGCUUUAUUAACAAUUACAGCCCAACCCUGAUGAAAGCCUGGCAGGCAAACCUUGAUCUUCAGUAUGUCACAAAUGUGUAUGCCUGUAUAAUGUAUGUGGCAUCAUAUGUAAGCAAACCAGAGAAAACAUUGGGUGAUGUCUUAAAGUCUGUUAGUAAGAAUUCAGCACCAGCUGGUCCAAAGAAGAUGAUGGAGACUGUAUCUAAGAAAUUCCUUUCCCAUCGUGAAGUCAGUGCCCAAGAGGCAGUGUAUAGAUUAUUGCCAUUACCACUCACUAAAGGAUCACGCCAGGUCAUUUUCCUUCAUACAGAUUUAGCUGAGAAUAGGACAAAACUUUUGAAACCCAUGAAAGUUAUACAGGAGCUUGAUGAUGAUGAUGAAAACCUAUUCCAGGAAGGCAUGCUGGAAAAAUAUCAACUUAGGCCUGAUUGCAUUGAACACAUUUGCCUUGCAGAUUUUGCAGCAAAUUAUUCAUAUGCUCGGAAAACAAAUACCAACCCAGAUCCAGACCUCCUAGAGGAAACAUCACUUGAUCCAGAAACUGUAAUCAACAAUCUUCCUAAAUCCAUAAAGUUGAAAAAUAAAUCAACAACCUUAACUCUCCGUUCCAGACCAGUCAUUAUCAGAUCUCAUCAGUUCUCCAUCUUGAAACAACCUGAGCAGUACUAUCACUCCAAACUGUUACUGUACAAACCAUGGAGAGAUGAAACCAAAGACCUGUUGGGUGAAGAUGGUACAUACAAAACAAAAUACAUCAAUUGUAGACCAACCUUUUGUGACAGAAUGAACUAUUUUGAACCAAACAAUGAAGAGUAUGCACAAGCUGUUGAAGAACUUCAAGAGAAUGGGCCUCCUGAAGAUGCCUGGGCAUCACUAGCUCCACAAACAGAACAACAGGAGAGAGAAGAUAGAAACAGGGGAGCACAACAAGAUCCAGAGUUUGAAGCCAUUAUUCCUGAGCAUGGAAAUGAAACAUCAGAUCUUGGGUUGGUUGCUUAUCAGUAUGAAUUGGACAGUAGGAAGAUAUCAGCUCAGCAGUGGCUUAGUAUGACAGUAUCUCUGAAUGCUGAACAGCAAGAAAUCCACCAAUUCAUUGUUGAAUGGUGCAUAGAAAUGUCAAUGACUUAUAAAACAGCCAAACGUCCAAAGCCAUUCCAUGUCUUCAUUUCUGGAGGAGCAGGCACUGGGAAAUCACACUUAAUCAGAACCAUAGUGCAGACAGCAAACAAAUUGUUAGGCGUAGGUCAAGGAGAAGAUGACAUUGUUGUCAUGGUCUGUGCUUUCACUGGUGUGGCUGCUUUUAACAUUGAAGGUCACACUUUGCAUUCUGCAUUCAGUUUACCAGUUAAUCAGUCCAAGCGCGAUGACUAUAUCAGACUCUCAGGAGAACAGCUGUCUAGUAUGCGACAAAAACUAGGAAAUCUUUGCCUUUUGAUUAUUGAUGAGAUUUCCAUGGUUGGAGCUGAUCACCUGUAUACUGUUCACAGACGUCUGUCAGAGAUUAUGACAUCCGAUGAGCCUUUUGGUGGGGUAUCAGUUUUAGCUGUAGGUGACCUCUCCCAGCUGCCACCAGUCGCCCAAAGACCAGUGUUUGACACAGUUUCUGAUUCUAUCGCAUCAAUGUAUGGUUCAUUGUGGAAGAAAAAUUUCCGAGUGCUGGAACUUCACCAAAUAAUGCGGCAGAAAGAUGAUGUUGAAUUCGCUAAGGCUCUCAACAGAAUAAGAUCAUCUAAGCAUACUGACAAUGAUAUACAGCUCAUUAAGAACAGAGAAAUAAAUGUUUCCUCACCAACAUAUCCUAAACAAGCGCUGCAUAUAUUUGCUUUCAAUAAAGAUGUUGAUGAACAUAACAAUCGAAUGUUAGAGAGCAUAGAAUCACCAGUAAUUAAAGUGUCAGCUAUAGACUCCAAGACAGAUCAACAAACUGGUCGUAUUGAAAACAUUGCAUUCGACGAAAAGAAGAAACCAGGUGGAAUGUUGCAAGAACUGAAAAUAGCUAAACGGGCGAGAGUUAUGAUGACGACAAAUGUAGAUACUAGUGAUGGAUUAACCAACUCUGCCACAGGAACAGUGACUGGUUUUCUACCUCAGCAUCCAGAUCCAGCUGACCCUCUGUUUAGUGAUUACAGACCUAAAUAUGUGUUAGUACACUUUGAUGAACAAAGAGUUGGUGAAAAACUGAGAUCCAAACUUCACCGUAUUGUACCUGAUGAGAUAUCCACACCUAUUUCAGUUCAUGAGGUAACUGUGAAACAUAGAAAAAUAACUGCAAAAAGGACACAAUUUCCUCUAACCCUGGCAUGGGGUGUUACCAUUCAUAAAGCCCAGGGUAGGACUGUUGAUAAUCUAGUGAUAUCAAUGAAAGGAGCAUUCAAAGCUGGGCAAAUGUAUACAGCAUUAAGCAGGGUCAAAACUAAAGAAGGCCUUUACAUUCUAGGUGAAUUUCAAUCAUCAAAGAUCACCUCUGACCCCAGGACUGUCAAAGAAAUGGAGAGAAUUCGGAAAGAUAACAGCUUCAAAUUGAGUAUUCCAUGUUCUGUCACAGCACCACCAGACAGUUUCUUUAAAAUCAGUGUACUUAACAUUAAUUCUGUCUGUCCUCACUACCAGUGCCUUUCAGUGGACCAGUACAUCAGCACCAGUGACGUUAUAGCCUUGUCCGAAACCUGGCUUCACUCAAGUGUAUCAACUGAAAGUCUUGAACUUAGUCCAGAAUACCAUCUCUAUCGUCAAGAUUAUUCUGUUCAAAACAGAAGACCGCAAGGUGGAAUAGCAACCUAUGUGAAGAAAUCAUUUCGUGUUGUGUCAGAAUUGCGUUGUGAAGGUGUCAAUUUGCAGUACCAGUGUCUUGUGUUGUCCUGUAGGAUGAAUCCAAGUAAACGUCUGAUGCUCAUUCUCUUGUAUGUUCCACCAAAUACUCAAAAUACAUUGUUUUUCAAGCAAUUGGACAGACUACUUAGUCACACUCCUACAGAUUGUGUUCCUACUAUAAUAUGUGGCGACUUCAACUUGAAUUUUACAAAUCCUAAAGCCAAAUCAUUAAACGAAUUGUUUCGGUACUAUGGAUUUAUUGAUUAUAGUCAGUCACCAACUCACAAAAAAGGAGGCUCACUUGACCGUAUUUUCAUCAAUAAACAUUUUGAUGAAUCAGAAAUUACAAGCACGAUUCCCAUUCAUUAUUCAGACCAUUUCCAUCUCCAUAUGGCUGUGCCUUGGGUAAAACUAUUUUGA